AUGGCCUUGUUUCGAGACAUGGAAGAAAGUGGACUGCAUCCUGAUAUUGUGGUUUACAACAUCCUCAUUGAUGGUUUGUGCAGAGCUGGAAGCAUUAAAGAUGCAAGGGAACUCUUUUAUAGUCUUCUUUCCAAAAGGUUGCAACCUGAUGUUCGCACAUAUAGUAUUGUGAUCAAUGGACUUUGUAAGGAAUGGUUGUUAACUGAAGCAAACAUGCUGCUCAAGAAAAUGGAAGAGAGUGGUUGUUCAGCAGAUGGUUGCGCUUACAACAUAAUUGUGCAGGGAUUUCUUCGAAACAAUGAGACGUUAAGGGCAAUGCAACUUCUUCAAGAAAUGGUUGAGAAAGGAUUCUCUAUCGAUGCAUGUAUUAUGACCCUUUUAUUGAAUUUAUCAAAUAAUAGUGGAUUGGAUCAGUCAGUUUUGGAGAUACUCAAUAAGUUUCUGUGA
Messenger RNA from Cornus florida, 447 nucleotides. Its product is annotated as pentatricopeptide repeat-containing protein At1g12620-like. The transcript has a single exon. Gene Ontology annotation, molecular function: protein binding. NCBI's taxonomy places the organism in Eukaryota, Viridiplantae, Streptophyta, Magnoliopsida, Cornales, Cornaceae. The record is from RefSeq and is a predicted model, not a curated record. The coding region runs from base 1 to 447 and encodes 148 amino acids.